Parastagonospora nodorum SN15 is the source of this 973-nucleotide messenger RNA. RefSeq lists its product as hypothetical. Lineage: Eukaryota; Fungi; Ascomycota; Dothideomycetes; Pleosporales; Phaeosphaeriaceae. The record is from RefSeq and is a predicted model, not a curated record. The coding region runs from base 11 to 817 and encodes 268 amino acids. The transcript is spliced from 5 exons.
CACCACCACCAUGGCUGCACCCAAAUCUGAAGAGUUGCCGUAUCCUUUGAAGCGCAAUGCGCUCGCUUCGACACGCCUCAACUUCAAUCAUUUCUGGAUGAAGGGCCUUGCCGGUUACUUGCUGCAUCCUGAGAUACCAACAGAUCAGGAAGGACUCCGCAUUGCCGACCUUGGAGCAGGCACAGGAAUCUGGGUAUCAGAGGUUGCUGCGGGUCUUCCAAACGCCGAGUUCGACGCAGUCGACAUAUCCGCCGACCAGUUCCCCCCAGAGCCGUUCCGUGCCCCCAACGUGCGGUUCUGGACCCACAACUGCUUCGAGCCCUUCCCCGACGAGUAUCUAGGCAAAUUCGACAUUGUCAAUGCCCGCUUCUGGUUAUGCAUUGUCAACGAUGAUGUGGCAGACAAACUCUUGGACAAUUUCCUCACCCUGCUCAAACCCGGUGGCUUUCUGCAGUGGUUCGAACCGCUGCCUGAUACCGCGCGAGUGGUAUCCCGCAACGGUGGAGCGCCACACCCUGCCUGCGAUAGAUUAGUAGAAACCUGGAAGAAGCCCACGGCCAGCAGUUCGUACGAGUGGGUUCAUGCGCUCGCCGCACGGAUUGAGCAGAGAGGCCUCGAAGUGGUGGCGGAAGACAAGCAUAAGAAUCCCGACUACUACCUGCCUAUCGCAGCACAAACAGUUCUCCUGGGACUAGCCGAGUACCUCUACAAGGACCCUGCUAUUGAGAAGUAUCAGGAGUCGUUGGCCCAGGAGCACAGCAAGGGGUCCUAUGUGGAUGUUACAUGGACCUGUGUUGUGGCACGCAAGGCUCUCUAAAGGGCGCGUUGCGAGACCCAACGAGUUGGUACGCUAGCUAGGGUAGAUGAUCCUUCGUCUUUGACGUGCCGCACACUUGCACAGAACAUCAUGGGGCGUCUUUCGGCUGGGAUCAGCGUUUGCUUUAUCCAUCCAAUCAAAAUGUGUCUGUCAGCA